Molecule: messenger RNA, 1412 nt
Organism: Solanum tuberosum (potato)
Lineage: Eukaryota; Viridiplantae; Streptophyta; Magnoliopsida; Solanales; Solanaceae
Product: serine/threonine-protein kinase Nek4-like
Exons: 10
Coding region: 433-1188 (251 amino acids)
Biological process (GO): microtubule-based process; protein phosphorylation
Cellular component (GO): cortical microtubule
Molecular function (GO): protein serine/threonine kinase activity; ATP binding
Source: RefSeq, a predicted model, not a curated record
UUUUUAAGAAAAGAGGAGCAAUACAUCACUCACUCUAAGAAGAUCCACCCCUUUUUCUUUUUUCACCUAAAAAAGUGUUCUACAUUUGAUUUCUCAAAUACCCAAAAGCCUAUUUUGAGUUCAAUCUUACCAUUCUUGAAUAAAAAUGCUAUCUUUAUGUGUUUUGUGUUUAUGGGUAUCUAAGUCUUGAAUAACAAUGCAAUCUUUAUGUGUUUUGUGUUUAUGGGUGUCAAAGUUUUGAAUAAAAUACCAAUCUUUAUGUGUUUUGUGUUAAAGGGUAUCAAACUUUUCUUCUUUUCUUUGGGAUUGAUCUAAAAAAGAUUAAAUUUUUAGUUGUUUUGACUGAUGAAGAAAAUAGUAUGACUGAUUUUUGAGAGUUCUUGGCAUAUUAUUUUUUGGAUUUAUUCAAGUGUUUAGUUUCGGAUUUUAGUAAUGGAGUCAAGAAUGGAACAUUAUGAGAUCAUGGAACAGAUUGGGCGUGGAGCAUUUGGUGCUGCUAUUUUAGUUAAUCACAAGCAAGAAAGAAAGAAGUAUGUGCUCAAGAAGAUUCGAUUAGCUCAACAAAGUGAACGUUGCAGGAGAUCUGCUCAUCAAGAGAUUUUGGAACCAAACAGGCCAUUAAAUAAGGAUACUUGCAACUUGGAUGUACAGAUGGCAUUGAUCGCUCGUCUUCAACAUCCAUAUAUUGUUGAGUUCAAGGAAGCAUGGGUAGAGAAGGGCUGCUAUGUUUGCAUUGUUACCGGCUAUUGCGAAGGUGGUGAUAUGGAUGAACUGAUGAAAAAAGCAAAUGGGCAAUAUUUUCCAGAAGAGAAACUUCUGAAGUGGUUCACUCAAAUUUUGUUGGCAGUGGAAUAUCUGCAUUCAAACUUUGUACUACACCGUGACCUUAAAUGCUCAAACAUCUUUCUGACCAAGGAACACAAUGUUCGCCUUGGGGAUUUUGGCCUUGCGAAAACGCUGAAGGCUGAUGACUUGGCUUCUUCAGUAGUUGGAACUCCCAAUUACAUGUGCCCAGAACUUCUUACGGAUAUUCCAUACGGUUUUAAAUCAGAUAUUUGGUCCUUAGGCUGCUGUAUGUAUGAAAUGGCUGCUCACCGCCCUGCAUUUAAAGCAUUUGUAAGGCUUCUUGAAUUUGUUUCUAUCAUCUCCAUUUCAAUUCCUUGGAUACAUAAUGAAAUGGGAAACUGACCAUAUAUUUUAUCUCUUUUGAUUAAUUUACAAAUAGAAGCUUAAAUGACUGUCUCUGCAUAUAUAGAGACCUUCGGAUGGGGGGUUUCGUUUGUAAGUUAGUGAAUUCAAGUGACAAGCAAAUCCAAAUUCCAACUAUAUUGUUGAAGAGAUGUUCUUCCUUUUAAGCCUGUCCCGAAAAGAAUGUCAUCUUUCUAUAAUUAAAAUCAAUUUUAACUUCAAAA